AUGUUAUCCAAUGGACAAGUCUUAGUUGCCGGUGGAUCUGGAACUGGUAGUGUUAGUUUAAAUAGUGCUGAGUUGUAUAAUCCAUCAACAGGAGUGUGGACAAUCACUGGAAAUAUGAUUUAUACUCGAUAUCGUCACACAGCAUCGGUGUUAUCAAAUGGGCAGGUCUUAGUUGCCGGCGGGUAUGGAAGCGGUUUGUAUUUGAAUAGUGCUGAGUUGUACAGUCCAUCAACAGGAGUAUGGACAAUCACUGGAAAUAUGAGUUAUCUUCGAUGUUGUUACACAGCAUCCAUCUUAUCAAAUGGAAAAGUCUUAGUUGGCGGUGGAUUUGGAAGUAGCCCGUAUUUAAAUAGUGCUGAGUUGUAUGAUCCAUCAACAGGAGUAUGGACAAUCACUGGAAAUAUCAGUUAUGCUCGAUAUUAUCACACAGCAUCCAUGUUAUCAAAUGGACAAGUCUUAAUUGCUGGUGGAUAUGGAAAUGGUUUGCCGUUAAAUAGUGCUGAGUUGUAUAAUCCAUCAACAGGAGUGUGGACGAGUACUGGAAAUAUGAGUUAUACUCGAUAUCAUCACACAGCAUCCAUGCUAUCAAAUGGACAAGUCUUAGUUGUCGGUGGAUUACAAAGUGGUGUCGUUUAUUUGAAUAGUGCUGAGUUGUAUGAUCCAUCAACAAGAGUGUGGACAAUCACUGGAAAUAUGAGUUAUACUCGAUCUUAUCACACAGCAUCCACGUUAACAAAUGGAAAAGUCUUAGCCACUGGUGGACUCAUAAGUAACAGUUCAGAGCUAUACCAAUUAUAA
This is a messenger RNA of Rotaria sordida, 798 nucleotides long. NCBI's taxonomy places the organism in Eukaryota, Metazoa, Rotifera, Eurotatoria, Philodinida, Philodinidae. The record is from the annotation of a GenBank genome assembly.